GCCGCCGCCGCCCGCAGCAUGCCGCCCCCCCGCCGCACGCCGCCCGCGCCCGGGGGCUGCCUCCCUUUCCGGCCCGCGGCGUGUGCGUGAGCCACAGCGGCUUCAGGUUGCCCCGGCGGCGGCGGCGAGCGGGGGGCCGGGGCGGCAGCGGCAGCGGCGGCGGGGCGCGGCGGGCGCGGAGCGGAGCCCACCCCCAUCACCUGUUACCUCCGCUCCCCAGGUUGCCUGAAGUUCCCCGGCGGCGCCCGGCAGGACGGAGAGCGCCACGGCUGCGGCUGGCGGGGACCCUACAGUGGCUGCUGCAGCAUGGGCUGGCUCAGGGGGAUUGCCUUGCUUUCCUUGGGAGUAUUACUAGCAGGAAGAGUCAACUGCCAGCAUGUGAAGAAUAAUGUGCCGAGGCUUAAAUUAUCGUAUAAAGAAAUGUUGGAAUCCAACAAUAUAAUCAAUUUCAAUGGACUAGCUAACAGCUCCAGUUACCACACUUUCCUCUUGGACGAAGAACGCGGUCGGUUGUAUGUUGGAGCAAAGGAUCACAUAUUUUCUUUCAACCUGGUUAACAUCAAGGAAUAUCAAAAGAUUGUUUGGCCUGUAUCACAUUCCCGAAGGGAUGAGUGCAAGUGGGCUGGAAAAGAUAUUGUGAGAGAAUGUGCUAAUUUCAUCAAGGUGCUUAAGGCUUACAACCAAACCCACCUGUAUGCUUGUGGAACAGGGGCUUUUCAUCCAGUCUGCACCUAUAUUGAAGUUGGAAGCCAUCCUGAGGACAACAUUUUUAGAAUGGAAGAGUCACAUUUUGAAAAUGGGCGGGGGAAAAGCCCUUAUGAUCCCAAACUGCUGACAGCUUCACUUUUAGUAGAUGGAGAACUGUACUCUGGCACAGCAGCAGACUUUAUGGGCAGGGACUUCGCCAUUUUCCGAACUCUGGGGCAUCACCAUCCCAUCAGAACAGAGCAGCACGACUCCCGGUGGCUAAAUGAUCCCCGAUUUGUCAGUGCUCACCUGAUACCAGAGAGCGACAAUCCAGAGGAUGACAAAAUCUACUUCUUCUUCCGUGAAAAUGCAAUUGAUGGAGAGCACACUGGAAAAGCCACUCAUGCCAGAAUAGGGCAGAUCUGCAAGAAUGACUUUGGUGGACACAGGAGCCUUGUUAACAAAUGGACAACUUUCCUCAAAGCCCGUCUGAUUUGUUCUGUACCAGGACCCAAUGGCAUUGACACACACUUCGAUGAACUACAGGAUGUGUUCCUAAUGAACUCAAAAGACCCUAAAAAUCCAAUAGUCUAUGGAGUGUUUACAACAUCCAGCAAUAUCUUCAAGGGAUCAGCAGUGUGUAUGUACAGCAUGACUGAUGUGAGGAGGGUAUUUCUUGGUCCCUACGCCCACCGAGAUGGCCCCAACUACCAGUGGGUUCCCUACCAAGGGCGAGUGCCAUACCCACGGCCAGGAACUUGUCCCAGUAAAACAUUUGGAGGUUUUGAUUCCACCAAGGACCUUCCUGAUGAAGUUAUCACAUUUGCCAGAAGUCAUCCUGCCAUGUACAACCCCGUAUUCCCCAUCAACAACCGUCCAAUCAUGAUUAAAACAGACGUGGAUUACCAGUUCACACAGAUCGUGGUAGAUCGAGUAGACGCGGAAGAUGGCCAGUAUGAUGUGAUGUUCAUUGGCACAGAUAUUGGAACAGUUCUUAAAGUGGUUUCAAUUCCUAAGGAGACUUGGCACGAAUUAGAGGAAGUCUUGCUGGAAGAAAUGACAGUCUUUCGGGAACCCACUGUUAUUUCAGCAAUGAAGAUUUCCACAAAGCAGCAACAGCUCUACAUUGGCUCAGCCACUGGAGUUUCACAGCUUCCUUUACACCGCUGUGAUGUGUAUGGAAAAGCUUGUGCUGAGUGUUGCCUUGCAAGGGACCCUUACUGUGCCUGGGAUGGCUCCUCCUGCUCACGUUACUUCCCCACUGCUAAGAGGCGCACCAGACGACAAGACAUCCGAAAUGGGGACCCACUCACCCACUGCUCAGACCUGCAGCAUCACAAUAACCCAAGUGGUCAGGUCCUGGAGGAAAAGAUUAUCUAUGGAGUAGAGAAUAGCAGCACUUUCCUUGAGUGCAGUCCAAAAUCUCAGCGUGCAGUAGUCUACUGGCAAUUCCAGAAGCAAAAUGAUGAUCGCAAAGAAGAGAUAAAAGUGAAUGAUCACAUGAUCCGGACAGAACAGGGCCUAUUGCUACGAAGUCUUCACCGGAGAGACUCUGGUGUUUAUUUUUGCCAUGCUGUGGAGCACGGCUUCAUGCAAACCUUGCUGAAGGUGACCCUUGAAGUGAUCGAUAACGACCACCUGGAAGAGCUGCUCCAUAAAGAAGAAGAUGGUGAUGGCUCCAAGAUGAAGGAUGCGACCAACAGCAUGACCCCCAGCCAGAAGAUCUGGUACAGAGACUUCAUGCAGCUGAUCAACCACCCCAAUCUCAACACAAUGGAUGAGUUCUGUGAGCAGGUUUGGAAAAGAGACCGCAAACAGCGCCGGCAAAGGCCUGCCAAUGCGCAGGUGAACACAAAUAAGUGGAAGCACCUACAAGAGAAUAAAAAAGGUAGAAACAGGAGGACCCAUGAAUUUGAGAGGGCACCACGUAGUGUCUGAGCUACAUUACCUCUAGGAACCUCAUCCAAGUAGAAACUUGUAUAGACAGAUAACUGGAAAAAAAUGCAAUAUUCAUGAACUUUUUCAUGGCAUUAUGUGGAUGUUUACAAGAGUGGAAAGUUCAAACAGUUUCCACUAGAUUUAAAUAAAAUCCAUUUCUAACUUUCCUGGCAAGUCCUUCCUCUCUGCUCUGAUUCUAAGACCAGAAAGACCAGAGUUUCAAGGAUGAUAACUCGCCUGGACUUUGCUUACUGCUCAAAAACUUCUGCAAGCAUUCAGCAGGCAAGUUUUGCUUUCUCUUUUGAUGGAGAUAUAAAGAAAAUGCUGUAUUUCAUGCUGUCAUCUUACAGAAGAGAAAAACAAGCCCCACCUUUCAUCAUCAGCACUACCAUUUCUAGACUCAUAUAAAACUGCAUGAACUCAUUAAGCUGAUGAACGUCUAAACACGUGAUUGGACACAAGGAUUUUGUUCUUGUUUUGUCUACCAGUUCUCCUGUUUAUAUGUACUAGAAGAGGAAAAUCAAUAUUGAAUGAGAUUGAUUGUGGAAAUCUGAACAACAUAAGCCAUCCAUCAUCUGGAAGAAAAAAAAUGUGGAGUACACUGGCCUACUACUGAUGACUUCUUUCAGCUUUGAUCUAAAGAUGUAUUUUAUUAAAAGUAUAAUUUAAAUGUACCAUGAAAAAAUAUGCAGCAAACAUUAACUCCUUUCUAAAAUAGAUUAGACUUUUUGUCUUAGAAAUGUUGUACUUUCUAAUUAUUGGUUUAGAGGAAAAAAGAUAACUUCCAAUUAUGACUGCUUUACUCUCUUGUUUGGGAAAACUUCCAGGGGAGCUGGUCACACUGCAGUUAGCCUCUCCCCUGUCAGUAAUCUAUAUGACACGUAACUUCAAAGCAAUUUUAAAACUAAGCUAUUUUAACAUGAAAGUCACUGUAUAGCAUGGAAGUAUUCUGCAUUCUGUUUCUCUAAGUAUGGUAUUUGAAAUUAUUCAACUUGUAUAAUACCUUGCUAUAGUUUGAACCAAUGAAGAGGAGAGCAUUGAUUUUCAGUUGUAUAUUUUUUUUUAAUUAAAAAAAACAAAUAGCAUUAAAAUACCCUCUGCUAAUUA
Messenger RNA from Poecile atricapillus (Black-capped chickadee), 3732 nucleotides. Its product is annotated as semaphorin-3A. The record is from RefSeq and is a predicted model, not a curated record. Lineage: Eukaryota; Metazoa; Chordata; Aves; Passeriformes; Paridae. The transcript has 17 exons. Gene Ontology annotation, biological process: neural crest cell migration; negative chemotaxis; motor neuron axon guidance. Gene Ontology annotation, molecular function: neuropilin binding; chemorepellent activity; semaphorin receptor binding. The coding region runs from base 307 to 2625 and encodes 772 amino acids.